UACCCAGUGACGACAGGCAUAGUAAGAAGUACAAGGGUGGGAAGAUUUAGAAAAGUUUUUGGAUUAGUCAUUACUUAUUUGGAAUUGGUCUUAAAAAUUUAAAACAAUGUAAAGUUGGAUAAUUACAGAAAAAAUAAUGAAAAAAGAAUACAGGGCUUAGAUACUAUCAAACAACUGAGAAUACUAUGAUUUGAGGGCAGUGAAUUUGUUUCUAGAAGGCAAAAGUUAUGGACAUUUUGAUGGGGGUCAAGAAAGAAAAGAGGGAAGUAAUACAGUGUCUGCGAUUUUUCAGUAUAAGGACUUGAGCUCACCCUUCAAAAAAGAAGAUCAUCGUAACUGUGCAUAAUGGAUACUGCAGAGGCUAUGCCUGAGGAAGCAAAAUGUCCUACAUUAGAGAUCACCAAGCAAGAUUUUUUUCAAGAAGCAAAAACUCUCAUUGCACAACAUUAUGAGAAAACAAAUGAGAAUAAAAUUCCAGGUCCUUCUAUAAAUGUUUUUAAAAAUAAACACCAAAAACCAAAAUUGGCCAAGUACAUACCUUUGGGAAUUAAAAAAAAGGAAACACUUGAUGUGGUCCAAGAACAUCGGGCAGCACUCAAAAGUAUUUGUUUCCCCAAGGAGCUUUCUAAAGGUGGCCGUUUUGAGGAGCCCUCACGGCGAACUUGUUUCAAGGAGCCACCCCUUUUUAGUACAAAAGAAAAAUAUGAACCUGUAGAGCAAAUUAUAAAAGGGUCCUCUGUGAAGGAAAGGAGUGUAUCAGCCCUACAACAAGUAAAAUUGAGUAAAAUAAUGACUAAUAUUGAAUCUGUGAGUAAAAAUAUGGAGAAAGAAAAGCAAUACCAGCCUGGGGAGUUCAGAAUGUUGGAAUCAUUACAUAUCUUACCUGUCCACCUUGGCUGGCCCAUUCGACCCAUGACCUCUUCUGUGGGAUUACACAAAGAACCUUCAUUAUACGAUUGGAGAGGAGCUAUAAUGAAACGGUCUUCCCAUUUGGCUCAGGAUUCCUAUCGGAUUAGUUUCUCUGGAUCAUCACCACUUGAAUUUCAGGAUUUUUCUAAAACCUUUAUUAAAAAAAAGCAACGUCCUAUCGAGCCAAAACCAGAGCCAAAACCCAGGGUCAAAUCUAUUAUAGAUAAAGACAAUACACUUGACAAUAAAGUUAAAAGAAUUGGACCACACUUAGACAUCUUCCAACUGUUCCAAGAAAGAAAGAAAUUCUUAAUUACCAAAAAAAUAAUUAGAUUGAUCACUUUCAUGCAGGCACAUGUCAGGGGAUUUCUUGAACGCAAAAGAUUACAAAGAAUAAUGACCAAGGUUUUGCAUCAUGGACCUAAUUUGAAAGCAGUUGUGAACAUGUAUUGUAGAACAAUCCACCGUGUUAGACAUCGACUUGGUCUUUGGAGAACAAGACAAAUUAUAAAUUUAUCAGAGCUAGAGGAAUGGAUGGACAGAAAAAAAUUCUAUGAAACAAUGUUUGCUAAGAGAGAAGAUUGGAAAGGAAUAGAAAGAGGUGAGCUCCUUAAGUUCUUCAAUGACUGUGGUCAUUUCCCAACCCAGAAACAAAUUGAUGAUAUCUGUGACCUGGUCCCUCAAGGUGGCCAGGAAAAAUAUCCUGAACUGAUCAAAAAGUUCCAGGCAAUUGAAAUGUUAUUUACACUCUAUCCUCCUCAAGGUGCGCAAGUGCGCAAUAAUACACAACUUAAGUCAACGUGGCUGAGACCUGUAAUAAAUGGGGAAGAAGGAUAUAAAUAUAUAGUGAAUGGACAUCCAUUACUCAAAAGAGCUAACAUCCGGGUUGUUGGGAAGUUGGUGGCCAGAUCCAUGAGAGAAAGGAAAAUGAGACAACAGUAUAACGCAAUAAAAAAUUGAUCAAUGUUUUCAACACAA
Messenger RNA from Microcebus murinus (gray mouse lemur), 1887 nucleotides. Lineage: Eukaryota; Metazoa; Chordata; Mammalia; Primates; Cheirogaleidae. The record is from RefSeq and is a predicted model, not a curated record.